Mollisia scopiformis is the source of this 2398-nucleotide messenger RNA. RefSeq names its product FAD binding domain-containing protein. The record is from RefSeq and is a predicted model, not a curated record. NCBI's taxonomy places the organism in Eukaryota, Fungi, Ascomycota, Leotiomycetes, Helotiales, Mollisiaceae. The transcript is spliced from 6 exons. Bases 215 to 2356 code for a protein of 713 amino acids. Gene Ontology annotation, molecular function: FAD binding; monooxygenase activity; lyase activity.
AACGCCACGCCCGGAACACUUGCUCUGAUCGGAACACCAAUACGCCGAGGCUCAUUCUUUCUUGCCAAAUAUGGAACUGAGCUUCCUGGCAUACCUACCCCACACGGAACAGCUUGUAGGAGGGGAAAUUUAUCUCUAAUCUUGGGUAUUUCAUGGCUGAGAAUCGAGUUUUGUACAGCCUGCUUGAAGGGAACACAAAAGAUCACACCCAAAGAUGGAAGCAGUAACGAUGAACGGCGCAGACAAAACUGUAAAUGGAAAUGGUGCUCAUGCAAAUGGAUCAAGUAAACAUGGUUUGAAGAUUCUGAUUGUUGGUGCUGGUGUGGGAGGCUUGACUGCUGCACUGGCACUCAGGCAGCAGGGACAUGAAGUUCUGCUUUUCGAGCAAUCGCAAUUUGCGAGUGAACUGGGUGCUGCUAUGCAUCUUGCGCCAAAUGCCAAUGGGAUAUUGAGACGGCUUGGCAUUUUUGCAGAAGAAUUUGGAGCAAAUCCGAUGGAAUGGUUGACGGAAUACAAAUCAACCGGUGAAGAAACGAGGAGCAUGUAUGUCAAAGACGCGAAUUCGAUCUGGCAGCACCCCUGGCUACUGGCUCAUCGAGUGCACUUGCAUGAUACCCUGAAGCACGCCGCAACAGGAGCCAAAGGGAAAGGACUACCCGCAAAACUUCAUCUUGGCACCAAAAUUGUGGACGUCGAUGUCUCUAAAGCAUCAGUUACGUUCGAAGACGGCUCCACGGUUCAAGGAGACUUGGUCCUCGGAGCUGAUGGCGUCAAGUCCAUCAGCAGAAAGAAAGUUGCUGGGCGAGAAGUGACUCCUUUUGGUUCCGGGAAAAGCGCGUUUCGAUUUCUCAUUACCAGAAAAGCUGCUGAAGAUGACCCUGUCACAAGCAAAUUUGCCCAGAAAGCCGGAGAGUUGAUCAUUUGGUACGGAGCAGAUAGACGAGUAGUCAUGUACCCCACCACCAACAACGAAUUGCUGAACUUUGUGUGCAUCCACCCAGAAUCUGAGACUGAUGCUGGAAAUGAUCCUUGGAACACCGAAGGAAACUAUGAUCGGAUGUUGAAAGUGUAUGAGGGCUUUGAUCCCGCGCUUCUCGCGUUGCUCGGCAAAUCAGACCGAAAGUCGCUAAAAGUCUGGAAACUGCUUGAUAUGGAGACACUUCCUUCAUGGGUUAACGAUCGGUUGGCAUUACUUGGUGAUGCAGCCCAUCCUUUUACCCCUCACCAAGGGCAAGGUGCAGGUGUUGCUAUCGAAGAUGCUGCGAGCUUGGCAGUCUUGCUGCCGCAAGAUACUCCAGUUGAAGAAAUUCCAGAACGACUCAGACUUUAUGAGAAGAUCAGAAUGGACCGUGCACAUCGCAUCCAAGAUUUCUCAAGAAUCGCUGGGUCUGAUUUGAGAAACAAUGUAAAAUUCGACAUGCGAGAACACACAAAUUACAACGUUGGGCACGAUGAAUGGGACAAUUCAACUCAAGCUCUUCGAAAAUGGACUUGGGCAAGGAAUCCAAAUAUCUACUGGAGAAUGCCAGUUGCUUUCGGACCCAUGCCAGGACCCCGUCAAACAUUUUCAGGAGCGGAGCGCAAAUCCAAACACUCAACCUUCACCACCGCAUCCAUCAAAUUCAAGACGUCACGAACUCUCCUCCAGAAUCUCUUCCCGCCAAACAGCUCCUCAUACAGAUUCAAAUCUCCCGGAACCGUCGCGUACGCGUCAUUCUCCCAGACCACUCUCGGUAAAAUGGACUGGCUAGGAGGAUCAGGGUACAAGCAUCUGGGACUGUACAUCCACGGUGUCGAGUACGUGAAGAAGAACGGAGACGUGAUAAGCGGCACAUACAUGCCCCUCCUUUUCGAAAGCUUAACGGACCCCAUCGUUUCCGGACGAGAAGAACUCGGGAUGCCGAAGUUAUACUCGUCUCUUGACAUUCAUCGACGAGAAAAGUCCUACCGCAUCAACAGUGGCUGGGAAGGUGCCAUCUGGGGCAAUUUCGUCUGGGAUGGUCUGAGAGAAGCUGACCCUCUUGCUGAGAGUGGAAGCAUUAGUGGUGAAGACGAUGAUGGGAUUUUGGUGUAUCGAUAUAUUCCUACAGUCGGGUGGAAGAAUAAGGGGAAGGCUGAGGCAGAGUAUCCUGUGUUCGUGCCUUACAAAGAGGACUCCCUCCAGCCGAAGACAGAGAGGGUGUGGAAGGCUGACAAGGCAAGCUUCAAGCUCGAUGCUUUGGAUGUGGAUGCACUGCCGACGUUGCAUCAUGUUAUUGAGAGACUGGCGGAGUUGCCUGUGUAUGAGAUUGUAGGUGCGAAGAUUGUGGAAGGGACGGGAGUUCCGGAUGUAAGGGCAGCCCAGCGACUUGAGUAGGAGCUUUUUUGAUGUAAAUUUGGAGCAUAUACAUAUCUAGAC